GUUCCCUUGAAGUGUUGGAGUUCUCUUGGCCCCCGGCUGCGGAGGACCAAGAGGAGAGGGACCUUGGACAGCAGCCCGCCGAGGACUCUGGAAUAGGCCCCUCUACCGUGGUGUCAGCCUCUCCGGUGAUGCUUACCGCAGAGGGGAGCUGGGUUGCAGCUUCGGACCAGGAGCGCCUCUCGGCUCUGGUGGUGGACAUGGCAGACCAUUUGGCCGAGCAGCUGGCCCCGGCGGACCUAGCCGUGGAGGAGCUUGUUUGUUUCCGGCAGGGGCAAGCGAUGCUCUUCCCCCUGGCUUCGGAAGUGCUCAGGCAGUCAAAGGAGUGGCUGCUAGGUGCGGAAAACUUUCCCGAGGACAGGUCAGGUUAUCACACAGCCGUUUCGGCCACGGAAGCCCCGGCUCAGCGUCCCAAGCCUCCGAAGCCGAAGCGCCCCACGGUGCAGCAGCUGGCAGCCCAGCAAAGCCAGAUGAUGCAGCUUAUGACUUCCGUUGUGGAACGCCUCGACAGUUUGCAAGUCUCGGCGUCGCGGGCGCCCGGGCCCGCAGGUCAGGCAAUAGGACCUCCACCCCCUACCCGUGCUCAGCCCCCUGCCGCGCCCAUGCAAGUGGACUUGGAGGAGGCAGCAGCAGGUGCCUUAGCGAGAGGCGAGCUCCCGGGCGAGAGCAGCCUUACCUCGGCCGUCCUUGCUCAAAGCCAGGCCUUGGUUGCUUUAGUGGGGCAGCUUUCUUCGGGCUCGGGAGACCCUUUGCUGGAAACCACAGGGCAGUCAGCCAGUGUGAGAGGAGCGGCCAACCGGGCGAAACUCCAGGAGGAGCUCUCGGGCCGGUCCGGGGCCUUUGCAGACAAGAUCCGGGCGAACAUGGCUCGGCGGAUGGACCCCACUCACUUGAUGGCCGAGGAGCAGAUAUCUUUUAUGCGGUAUCUGGAGAGGCACGGAGCUUUUGCCUCCCAGCCUCUGCUGGGGCUUCUUGCCUGGCAGACAGCCCAGGCCUUAGACCUUCUGGCCGCAGGUUCGGAGGCAGGUGCUCGAGAUACUCUUUCCCUGCUGCUGCUCAUGAUGGAGCAGACCGCGCUGGAUGGGGGCAACAGCUCCCUAGCUUGGCUCCUUACCCUGCAGGCGGAGCCGCCACAGAGCCUGUUCCAGACCCCGGCCACGGUUCCGGGUGCUCAGCUGCCUGUGUUUUCUGCCCUGGCCGAACAGAAGUGGGUGACAACAGCCCUGGCGUACGCGAAGGAGCUGGACACUAUAAGCGUGCGCCGCGCGGAGGUCGGGAAAGCGGUCUUCCUCGGCUGGUGCCCCUGGACUUUGGACUUCUUCUACCUUGGGAGCUCCCACGGACUCCCCUUUGCCCCCGGCCCCGAUGUUCCCUGCGCGAGCAAUGCCUCCGGAGAUGUUUUCCCCCUGCAUUGCAGCAGCCUCAGAGAAGAGGGCGAGUUCGCUUUUGAAUCCUGGAUCGCCGCCCUCCCCCGGCUUCUCAAGCGUGGGAAGACCCAGCUUUCCGGGUUUCUGGUUUCUACUUUCAAUCUGCCUAAGGGGACCUCACCCGACCCCUCAGCCGCUCUCUACCCGCUGCCUCUUCUUCACGAGAGGGUCUUCCAGCAGCGGGCCUGCCGAAACGCUUCUGACCGUCGGACCCUUGCUGUUCGUCGGUGCGUGCACCUGGUUGCCAUGUCUUUGAAUUACAUGCACGCCGGCUGCAAACAUGUUCCCUUGCGUUCUCUGCAGAGGCCUCUCAACUCGGCCCAGGCCCGCGCCUAUCACCGGAUUGAGAUGCUUGUUCGAGCGUGUGCCCACCGGGCCGGCCUCGUGCCUGCCUGCUCUGGGCGUCGCGGCCUCCACCUUGCUGCCAGGCUUUCGGAGGUUGUGUGUUUUGUUGAGCGCUGUGGCCUGACCCCUGGCGCUUACCCUGGCGACGGUGCUUUGCCUGAGGAAGCACCUUUUCUGCCCCACGCCGACCACGGCCUGGAGGCGCUUCACCCCUACCGGGACCUUCGAGCUGAUCAGGUUGCCCUGCAUGGCGAAGGGAAGUGGGACCUCGCUGUCCAUCUCGGCCCUGACCUCUACAUGCCCUAUGUUGAGCCCCAGGUGCUGCACUUUGCCGGACUCGACGCGCCCUUCCCCUCUUUUGCCAAGGAGCAGCCGGACCACCUGAUUGAGAUCUGCAAGCUGUGGGACGCCUCCGCUCUUCUUGGAUUUGUGCCGGGCCCUUUACCAGACCGCCAGCUCACGAGACUUUUCGGAGCCUACAAAGCUCCGGGCAAGCUUCGCCAGAUCGGCGACCGAAGGGGCCAGAACGCUUCUGAGGCCCACCUGUGUGGCCCGUCCCGGUUUCUGCCUUCGGGCCCCCUGCUCUGCCGUAUCCAUGUGCCUGCCGGCCACUGCUUGGUCGGCUCCGUGACGGACCGGCAGGACUUUUACACGCAGGCCCGGAUAUCCGAGGAGAGGUUGUGGACUAAUGCUGUGGGGCCGUCGCUUGUGCUUGGGAGCCUUCUUGACACAACUGCGGGUCAAGCCUUGCUAGCUGCUGGCUGGAGCGCUGGACUUCGCGCCCGGGCUUCUCGCCUCUCCUCUCCCCCGCCUUCCCUCCUCGUGGGCCCACGCGCCGUCGUGCACCCGACCUUUCAGUCCUUGCUACAGGGGGACGCGGGUGGAGUCGAAUACGCGACGGGAGGGCACCAGGGCUUGUUGCAGAAUUGGGGUUGCCUUUCUUCUGCUCGUCGUUUGCGUUCUCGCCAUCCGGUCGCUGCCGUCGGGCCUUGGCAGGGCCUCAUCAUCGACGACUUCUUCUGCUUGGGGGUUGAGAGCGGGGACUUCUUGCCGGGCUCCCCCUCUGCUUCCCUCGAUGCUCUCGAGGUUGCAAAAUCUGCUUACGAUUCGGAGGGAGUCGCGGGCUCCCCUAGCAAGGACGUUCUUUCCCAGAGGGUCCUAAAGGUUGCUGGAGCCGAGAUCGAUUCUUGUGUCGAGACCGUCCUUUCGGGUGCCACCUUCCUCGGCUUCCCCACUCAGAAAAGACUGUCUUUGGCCGCUGCCUCUGUUCGUGCUGCCGAGUGCCCUUACAUCUCCGAAGAGCUGGUCUCUUGCCUUACCGGCUCGUGGGUCUCCUCCCUCAUGUACAGGAGGUGCCUCAUGUCGGCUUUGGAUGGAUUAUUUUCCCUUGGCAGGUCGGAGGUCCCGAGCACCCCGGGCAGCGCCCUUCGACCUCUUUCCCGGAAGAUUGCUGGCGAGCUUCAGCUCCUUGCCGUCCUCGCCCCGGUCAUCCUGACUAACCUCUCUGCGGCCCCGGCUUCUCGUGUCUUUGCCUCGGACGCUUCCAACGCCAAGGGCGCCUUUUGCUCUGCCGCCAUAGGCCGCGAGGAGUCUUUGCGUGUGUGGCUCGCUUCGGAGUCAAAAGGGCAUGCGGUCAGGUUGUGUGAGGUUAAGAGCUCUGAGGCUGCUACGCCUGGACUUGGCGACCGACCCGUCGAGGCCGAGCCGAAGAAGCCCCUUGCCUGCUCUUACGACUUCCUCGAGGGUAGCGCGUCUCAGGGCGACCUGUCCGAGGACCUCGGCCAGUUGGGGUUCUACGUUGGGCCCGUCAUAGACCCGGCCCGGUCGAGGCACUUCUGCCACACUGCCCCCCGGCUUCUCGAGUGGAUUUUCUUCCUGCUCUCCGAGAAGAGGCUAGGCCGCCUCUUCGCUGUCACCUGCCCUGAAGGCUUCGUCAAAACUGAGCCCCGCACCUGUGCCGGCAACCGGCUCGCACUUGCUCACCUUGGUCUGUUGCAGGCUGCCCUUAGGUGUGUUGCUGGCCUGCAUGCCUCCGAAACCGUCGUUUCCGGUGGCCUCCCUGGGGCCGAGAAGGUGUGGGUCCUCAGUCGAGGCCUGCGUCUCAGGCCGACUUCCGAGCUAGUUGGCGAAGACAACUUCUCUAAGAGUGCUCUGGGCCACCUUACUUGUGCCUUCGCUGAAGCUCUCUCUGGGCCCCGGCCCCGGGAGCCCGACCGCAAGAGAGGUCUUGAGAACGUCGCUGUUAACGACCUGCUGUUGGCUGCCUCGUGGAGGACCGAGGCCUGCUGGAGGUGGAGGAGGAACGAGCACAUAAACUGCAAGGAAGCCAAGGCUGCUCACCGUGUUGUUUCUUUUGCGGCAGUGACCGAGGGAGACUCGAAGGUCUCCCUUCUGCUUGACUUUUCGGUUGCCAGAGGAGUUAUCGGGAAGGGGAGGUCAUCCUCGAAGGCCCUUCGGCCCAUCCUGCUGAAGACCGGAGCGGUGGCAGUGGCCGGGGGAAUUCACCUCGGCCUCCACCAUGCCCCGACCCGGCUAAAUGUUGCCGAUGACCCGACCAGGGACCCGGCUGUCGUCGAGGACCUCUGUGCCUUCGCUGGGCUGACUCCAGCUGCCGCCGGCUGGUUUCGCCUGACGAAGCUGAACCGAGCUUCCCUCCUUAGCCGUUUCAGCGACUGGUUAGGAGAGAACGGCCACGAGCGUGAGGCCUUCAUGCUCUGGCCGGCUGAGACCCUUGCCAAGACGCUGGAGCAGUACGGCAGGGAACUGUUUGAGGCAGGCAGGCCCUAUUGGCAUUACUCUGAGACGAUCAACGCCAUCAGUGCCCGCCGGCCCGCGAUUCGCCGCGUCCUGCAAGGCGCUUGGGAUUUAGCGUUCAGCUGGCUCGCCACUGAGCCCUACACCCAUCACGUCGCGAUGCCAGCCGUGAUCCUCCUGGCGCUUUUGUCGGUUUGCCUCACCUGGGGAUGGCGAGCCGAGGCAGGGAUAUUCGCCUUGGCCUGGGGCGGCUUGCUCAGGAUCGGCGAGGCUACUGGGGCGGUCCGGUCCUCGUUGGUGCUGCCAAGAGACGCUUUGUGGAGCCAGGCCUUCAUCCUCCUGAAGAUAAACGAGCCGAAAACUCGCCUUCGUACAGCCAGACACCAAGCUGCCAAAGUCGAGGCACAGGACCUUGUCGAGCUGAUAGAUCUGGCUUUCGCUCACCUGCCCUCGUACAGCAAACUUUGGCCUUUUUCGGCCCAGACACUUCGAAAAAGGCUGGACAGCGCUUUGGAAGCCCUUCUGGUGCCGACUUCGCGGUCCUGCUCCCGGCCAUUAGACCUCGGGUCUUUUCGGCCGGGAGGGGCUACCUUCGUUCUCCAAGCAACAGAGGAUGCUGAGCUCGUGCGAAGACGAGGCCGAUGGGUAUCGGCAAAAGUUAUGGAAAUUUAUCUUCAAGAAGUUGCGGCUUCAACGUUCUAUCCGUCCCUGCCAGCUACCACCAGGAGGCGGGUAAUGGAUGCGGCCGCUUGCUUUCCUGAGAUUCUCAGGAAAGCUUCCUCGUGGACUCGGGACCGAAUUCCCACGAGUGUGUGGUACAAUCUGUGGAGCUCAGAGAGCAGCGUUGCCACUGGCGAUGGCGACAGGUCGUGA
Molecule: messenger RNA, 5396 nt
Organism: Symbiodinium necroappetens
Lineage: Eukaryota; Dinophyceae; Suessiales; Symbiodiniaceae
Source: the annotation of a GenBank genome assembly